UAUGAAUUUUGUUUUCACAGUUAUUGUUAAUAUUCAUAUUUAAUAUACCAUAUCACUCAUCACAUGGACGUAACAACAUAAUAGCAAAUUCACAUUCCAAGGAUUUUGACUUACUUUUUUACUUUAAAAAGCUUGAAGAUUGAAGACAGCAAAAAUGACUCAUCAGAAGCAUCAUUGGCAGAGUCACAAUGUCAAACAGAGUGGGGUUGAUGACAUGGUGCUACUCACAAAAAUUACUGAUUCUGCAAUUGUAGAUAAUCUGAAGAAAAGAUACAUGGAUGAUCAAAUAUUUACAUACAUUGGACCAGUAUUGGUGUCUGUCAAUCCAUUCAAACAGAUGCCUUACUUUACUGACAAGGAAGUUGAACUAUAUCAAGGAGCUGCACUCUACGAGAAUCCACCACACAUCUAUGCAUUAGCAGAUGAUAUGUAUAGAAACAUGUUGAUCGAUUCUGAAAAUCAAUGUGUUAUUAUUAGCGGAGAAUCUGGUGCUGGGAAAACUGUCGCAGCCAAAUUCAUCAUGUCCUAUAUUUCAAAGGUAUCAGGUGGUGGAGCCAGAGUCCAGAGAGUUAAAGAUAUUAUUCUUCAAAGUAAUCCACUGUUGGAGGCUUUUGGAAACGCUAAAACCGUUAGGAAUAACAAUAGCAGUCGUUUCGGAAAAUAUUUUGAGAUUCAAUUUAGUAGAGGAGGUGAACCUGAUGGGGGAAACAUCUCAAAUUUUCUUCUGGAGAAGUCUCGGGUUGUCACGCAGAACCAAAAUGAAAGAAAUUUUCAUAUUUUUUAUCAGUUACUCUCUGGAGCAUCAGCUGAACAGAAAGAAUCUCUUGGAAUUGCAACUCCUGACUAUUACUAUUAUCUGAAUCAAAGUGGAUGUUAUACUGUAGAUGAAAUGAAUGAUUCUAAAGAUUUUCAGGAAACUAUGGAAGCAAUGGGUGUCAUUGGUUUAACUCCUGAUGACCAGUAUUCUGUGUUGCAACUUGUCGCUUCUGUUUUGCAUCUCGGAAAUAUCAGUUUUGCUGAGAGUGGCAAUUAUGCAGCUGUUGAAAAUGAAGAUUUCCUGGCUUAUCCUGCUUUUCUUCUUGGCAUCGAACAAGCAGCUCUACGAACAAAAUUAACAAGUAGAGUUAUGGACAGUAAAUGGGGAGGAAAAUCUGAAACAAUCGAUGUUACAUUGAACGUGGAACAAGCCAAUUAUACUAGAGAUGCUUUGGCGAAGGCUCUUCAUUCACGACUUUUCGAUUUUCUCGUUAACGCUGUUAACAUCGCUAUUCGUAAGGAUUAUGUCGAAUUCAAUAUCGGAGUUUUGGAUAUUUAUGGAUUUGAAAUUUUCCAGAGAAAUGGUUUUGAACAGUUCUGUAUCAAUUUCGUCAACGAAAAACUCCAACAAAUUUUUAUCGAGUUGACUUUGAAAGCUGAACAAGAAGAAUAUGUUCAGGAAGGAAUUCAUUGGAGACCGAUCGAAUAUUUUAAUAACAAAAUUGUUUGCGACCUCGUCGAAUCAAAGAGUCCGCCGGGUGUUAUGUGUGUACUUGAUGACACAUGUGCAACCAUGCAUGCCGUAAGCGAAGGUGCUGAUCAAAAGUUUCUCGGAAAAUUAGUCGGUGCUGUCGGAAGUCAUGAACAUUUUCAACAGUUCAGUGCUGGAUUUGUUAUUCACCAUUACGCCGGUAAAGUGAGUUACGACGUUGAUGGAUUCUGUGAAAAAAAUCGAGACGUUUUAUUCAAGGAUCUCAUCGAACUUAUGCAACAGAGUGAAUAUGAUUUCAUUCGCAACUUGUUUCCUGACGAUACAUCUGUGAGGUCACGACCUUCUACAGCGGGUUCAAAGAUCAAAACUCAGUGCAACAAAUUGGUUGCCACUUUAAUGAAGUGCGUUCCUCAUUAUAUUCGUUGCAUCAAACCUAACGAAACAAAACGAGCUCAUGAUUGGGAAGAGAAGAGAGUUACUCAUCAAGUUGAAUAUCUUGGAUUGAAGGAAAAUGUGAGAGUCAGAAGAGCUGGAUUUGCGUACAGAAGGCCUUUCAUUAAAUUUUUGAACAGGUACGCUAUUCUGACGCCGGAAACUUGGCCAAGAUGGAGAGGAGAGGAGAAAGGAGGAAUCAAACAUUUGAUGAACCAUGUUAAUAUGGAUCCAGACCAAUGGCAAUGUGGAAAAACUAAACUGUUUGUCAAAAAUCCAGAAUCGCUCUUUCUGCUUGAAGAAAUGCGAGAUCGUAAAUUUGAUGGUUUUGCUAGAGUCAUUCAGAAAGCAUUCAGACAAUUCAACGCAAGAAGAAAGUAUCAAGAAAUCAAAGAAGAAGCUUGCCAAGUUGUUUGGAACAAAAAAGAACGCAAGCGAGGCAGCUUAAAUAGAAACUUCAUCGGUGAUUAUAUUGGACUGGAAAAUAAGCCAGAAGUUCGACAAUUUGCUGGAAAGAGAGAACGAAUUGAAUUUUCGGAUACUGUUAAUAAAUAUGACAGAAGAUUCAAGAGCGUAAAACGAGACUUGAUGUUGUCUGCUAAGUUCUUGUAUCUCAUUGGACGAGAAGUUGUCAAAAAAGGCCCGGAAAAAGGACAAAUAAAAGAAGUUUUGAAACGACAAAUACCUAUCGAAACUAUUCAAGCAAUUGGUUUGAGUACCAUGCAAGAUGAUUUCUUCGUACUUCAAGUGGCAAACGAAUACGACUCACUCCUCGAAUCUGUCUUCAAAACUGAAUUUCUACAUGUUUUAUCCAAGAGUUACAAAGCCAAGACUCACAGUGAUUUGAGACUUAUUUUUGCAAAUACUCUUGAGUUUAAGGUCAAGAAAGGAGGCUGGGGUGGCGGUGGUGCGAGAAAUGUGAAUUUCUCUCGUGGAUCAUCAGACGUGCCUGUCCUGAAAGCUUCCGGAAAAGUUAUGUCGGUGUCUAUCGGACAAGGACUUCCAAAGGAUUCAAAACCUGAGGUGAGGAACAUCAUGAGAGGAAAACGUAAUAACGCCCCCCGUGGGGGAGGACGUGGGGGUUAUGGAAGACAGCCCCAACCUCAACAUCAACAACGGCAUCAGCCUCAGCAUCAUCCUCAACAACAACAACAACAACAGGCCUCCAGAAGGCAGGCCCCAGGGAGACCUGAACCAGGUGGUGGGUAUCCUCGACCCGGUGGACAUGCACCCCCACCUCCUCAUGCUGCUACCCCACCCCCUCCAUCGAUUCAAUCAUCAUAUGCACCACAAGGACGAGUGUUUUCAAUAGUAUCCCAACCUCCGCAGCAACAAAGGGGUCCACCAAGGAGUCAAUACAAUGGUGGGGACAGAGGAAGAGCAGGUUUGGGGCAGGCCCCGCCGCCCCCGCAUGGAUAUGCGCCUAACGGAAGAGCACCGCACGGGCCCCCUCAUGGGGGUGGGCCACCACCUGCUCAAAAUCAAGGCAGAUUCAGGCUGCCCAGCAAUACUCACCAACAUGCUCAACCAAAGCUACCACAAAUGGGACAGCAACGUAGAGCAAGAGCUCCUAGCAAUUCUUCUGGUCCUCAAGAUUCUGAUUUCAUGAGAACACCGGAUGCUGGAGUAGCAGGUAUUCAAAGAAGAAAAUCACAACAAAGGAGUCAACGUCCAGUACCAGGAGGCAAUCGUCCUAAACCAAAACCAAAUCCAAAACCUUCAUUACCCAAAUGCAAGGCAAUGUAUGACUAUGCUGCACAGGAUACCGAUGAAAUCAGUUUCUCCGCCGAUGAUAUAUUAGAAGUUGUUAAAGAAGAUCCCUCUGGAUGGUGGACUGGAAGAUUCAGAGGAAAAGAAGGACUGUUCCCUGGAAACUAUGUGGAAAAGAUUUGAAACAGUCACAAAAAGUUGUCUGAAAUUUUAUUGGCAGGCUUUGACAUCAUUUGUUCCUUUUUAACUACUGCAAAACAUGAUCAAUUUGCUGUUUAUUUUUAACAGUGCGUGUCACUUAAAGUUGUCCUUUGUGGAUAUUGACAAUUGACCCAAUCGAGCAUUCGUUUUUUAAAGCACUUGCUUAUAUUAGAAGACCAUUUAAAUUUUCUACAUGAUCAAGCUAGGUAAAAUAUAAUUGCAAUCGAUCAAAGUUGUAUUUACCAGUAUUUAUAUUUUUCCAAUUGGUCUCCGAUCGUAUCAGUACAAAUGGAUAUAGUUUUUGUAGUUUUUAUUAUGCAGAUAACAGUACUUUCGUGAACACUAUUCACUUAUUAAACUUUUGUCUGUCUUAUAUAGCUGUAAGCUCUUUAAUUAUAGAAAAAACUUUGGGCGCUCUAGAAGUAUAUGUACCAAUAUGGAAGUAAAUAAUUUUAUUCGCCUAUUUUACAUCAAGUUGUGAUACUGAAUGUCUAUGGCAAGGAGGAAUUUUACUUGGAUAACACAGACAGUCCCUGAACUCGUAAUAAAACUAAAAUAAUAAAAAUUUGAAUAAAAUUAUGGCCUAACCCUAACCUGGUACACACCUUAGAGCGGUUUGAACAUUCAUUAUGAAUUUACUCUUUGACACAAAUAGCUAUAACUGAUAUUGUGGUUGGUAACAUCUUCCAUAUUAUUAUUAUCAUUGCGGUAUUGUUCAUGCCUAAAUAUAUUUUAUGACAGUUUGUUCCUAUUCCAUUUUCUUGUGUAUACUAAACAUGAAAGUAUUAUCCAUUUUUUUUCAAAGUGCCGGUUAUAGCUGUAGUAAUUCUUUAUCAAGUUAGUGGCAAUUAAUUGAAAUUCUCAAGAACAUUUUAUCUAUGAAUUCGGAGUUAUUCGUAUUUGAAAUAUUACUGUAUGCGUAAAUGUAAUGAACACUCCAUGACUUGCUGAAAAGCAGUUUAUGGUACAUCACACUUUCUGAAGUAUUCGAUAAUUAGCUAAACAUUCACUUCCAAUAUAGACAAUUAUUAAGUGUCCAUAUAUUACGGUAUUUACCAUGAGUUUUUUCGUAUCCACAAACUUUUUGCAAUUAUAGAACUUUUUUCACACUGCCUUAAUUUAAAAAUCAACUCAUCUUUCACUAUGACCAACUUAUGUUAUCAUACUGUACCUUACAUACCCACCUGUACUGAUGUAGACCAAUUUAUUCAGCCUCCAUAGUUUAUGAACUUGUACUCUACUUUGUUUUUUCUGGUCAAUACAGUCUUAGCAUGUUUUUGUUAAGUUACUGAAAAGUUGAACAAUUUGGAUUCGUUUCGCUUCUGAACUGUAAACUUGAUGAUUUUUAUGUUGUAAUAAUUGAUUAGUAUCAUUCUGCAAAGUGUUUUAUCAUUUCCGCCGAUAUGAACUUUGACACUGGUAGUCUAAAUAUUGCUGAUGAAAAUAAUUUGUAUUCUUUUCAUAUUUUCCCAUCUUUGUUUCUCGCAAUCUUUAAGAACGAUCAAAAAUGGCGGUAAAUUCUUUCUGACUUUCAACCCAUAAAGCACAUUUUUUACUUUUCAUUUAUUUGUACUAAAUUGUACAUUCUAGGUAAUUAUUCCCAAAUAUGCAAAAACAUAAAUUUUUGCUAAAAAAAAAUCAAAUAAUCAUGUUUUUUAUUAUGAUUUAAUAUUGAAGUAAUAUUCUGGAAUCAUGUUCUAAUCAAAAAGCACUUAAGCUUAUGUACAUAGUGACGUCAUGAUUAUGACGUUAUAUUACAGUGCCACGUAUUAUGAUAGAAGUGCACUUUGCCCUUUUUGCACUAAUAUUAACCUUGAUUGUUACCAUUUUGUAAAUAAUUGUCAAGUGUGGGCCAUAAAUGGAAGGCGCCCGAACGCUGCUUUUCCAUGUAUUGUCCAGGUUUGACUCUAUGGUGACUAACACAUAUAUAUAUUGUUAGUCGUCGCUGUAACGCUGUACUGAUCGAUGAUUAUGUAUUAAUAUAUAACUGAUGAUCGUUUUAUUAUGUAUAUUCCAAUAGAGAUAAUGACUUUUA
Molecule: messenger RNA, 5846 nt
Organism: Styela clava
Lineage: Eukaryota; Metazoa; Chordata; Ascidiacea; Stolidobranchia; Styelidae
Product: unconventional myosin-Ie-like
Biological process (GO): endocytosis; actin filament organization
Cellular component (GO): plasma membrane; actin cytoskeleton; cytoplasm
Molecular function (GO): ATP binding; actin filament binding; microfilament motor activity
Source: RefSeq, a predicted model, not a curated record